AUGAGCUUUCGCGGCUUCCAGAAGAGCGUCGUUAGGGCGCCGCAAACGUUCAAGUCUCGCUUCAAUAUUGGCGAGCAGACCAAAGACGCCGUCUACAGCGAUUCAGAGCGCAGGUUCCAGGAGCUCGAGACCGAGACCAAGAAGCUUCAUGAUGAAUCAAAGAAGUACUUCGACGCCAUCAACGGCAUGCUCAACCACCAGAUCGAAUUCAGCAAGGCCAUGACCGAGGUCUACAAACCCAUUUCUGGUCGCAUGUCCGACCCAGACACCCUGAAGAUUGAGGGCAAUCCCGAGGGCAUCCGCGCUUGCGAAGAGUAUGAGCUCGUCGUCAAGGACUUGCAGGACACCCUGGCGCCGGAGCUUGAUAUGAUCGAGACGAGAGUUAUCCGCCCUGCGACCGAGUUGCUCGACGUUAUCAAGGCCAUUCGCAAGACUGCAACCAAGCGCGACCACAAGAGGAUCGACUACGACCGGCAUCGCACCACCCUCAAGAAGUUGCAAGAUAAAAAGGAACGCAGUGCCAAGGACGAGAAGGCUUUGUGGAAAGCCGAAGGCGACACCGAGACAGCCACCCAGGAGUUCAACUACUUCAAUGAUUUGCUCAAGGAGGAGCUGCCGAAGCUCUUUGCACUCGAGCGCGAGUUCAUCCAGCCACUAUUUCAGUCCUUUUACUACAUGCAGCUCAAUGUCUUCUAUACUCUGCACGAGAAGAUGCAAAGCUGCGACAUUGGCUACUUCGACCUCACCCGGGACAUUGAGGAGGCCUUUCACGCCAAGCGAGGCGACAUCCAGGAGCAAGCCGAAGCCCUCUCUAUUGUCAAAUUUAAGACCACUGGACAGAGGCGGCCGCCGAAAUACGGCCGUCCCGCAUUGGAGGGCCCUCGAACUCAGGGCCUCCUGACUGCUGGCCCUUCGAGCGCCAGCCCCUCUGUCCCGACCACCUCGAAGCCCCUCGCGCGCAUAGGCUACACCCCUACCGGCCAAGCAUCAGCAGACAGCGAGUCGCAACCACCUCCGCCGUACUCUCCCGGCAGCCCCGGCCUGCAGGCCAUGGCGGCAGCGAAGGGCAAGCCUCCUCCACCGAAGCCGAAGCCGAGCCGUUUCAGUGCCGUGCCUGUAGCAGAGACCGUGACGGCUUUGUACGACUACGAUGCUCAGGCCGAGGGUGACUUGAGCUUCCGAACCGGCGAUGUCAUAGAGAUCAUCACCCGUACGAAGAACGAAAAUGAGUGGUGGACCGGCAAGUUGAAUGGAAAGCAAGGCCAAUUCCCAGGCAAUUACGUGCAGACAAGCAGCUAA
Verticillium nonalfalfae is the source of this 1299-nucleotide messenger RNA. RefSeq lists its product as uncharacterized. Gene Ontology annotation, biological process: endocytosis; actin cortical patch localization; plasma membrane tubulation. The coding region runs from base 1 to 1299 and encodes 432 amino acids. Gene Ontology annotation, cellular component: medial cortex; actin cortical patch; Rvs161p-Rvs167p complex. Gene Ontology annotation, molecular function: lipid binding; protein binding. NCBI's taxonomy places the organism in Eukaryota, Fungi, Ascomycota, Sordariomycetes, Glomerellales, Plectosphaerellaceae. The record is from RefSeq and is a predicted model, not a curated record. The transcript is spliced from 3 exons.